Messenger RNA from Contarinia nasturtii (swede midge), 2770 nucleotides. Its product is annotated as CTL-like protein 2. The coding region runs from base 1016 to 2473 and encodes 485 amino acids. Gene Ontology annotation, cellular component: membrane. The record is from RefSeq and is a predicted model, not a curated record. Gene Ontology annotation, molecular function: transmembrane transporter activity. Lineage: Eukaryota; Metazoa; Arthropoda; Insecta; Diptera; Cecidomyiidae. Gene Ontology annotation, biological process: transmembrane transport. The transcript is spliced from 9 exons.
UUUGCAGCGAUUACUUACUAAGGUUUGCACUUGGUUGUGGUUGAGAGACAAUUGACUGCAAAUGUCUAUCUGUUUCUGGCUUUUCCUCCGAUUGAUCUCUCUUCAAAGUAGUUUCCUGAAAAUAAUAAAAAUCGAAAAAAUGAAAAGACAAUUCAAACUACAAGCUUAUCAAGACAAAUUCUGCUGUCGAAAAGUCAAUUGAAAAUGUGCCAAAAUGUUCUUAUCGUUAUUCUUAGCGAUUUCUUUAAUUCCAGUCGUUUAUUCCAAAACCUUAAGUUCCUUACAUGUUCGGAAUGAGAUUGGCCUGCACUAGAUUCGUUGACAUCACAGUUGGAAUCACCACUGCAACUCAUUCGUGAAACAAAUAAUCACCCUUUCCACAAAACAAUUUGAACGAUUUUCAAUGAAUAAUGCGAUUUUUUGGAAGAAAACAAUUUUUAAAUUUUAAAAAAUUCAACAUGUUAAUAUUAACAAUCUGAGUUUAACAGUGGAAGAAAAAAUCAACAACUUUUCGUUUUAUGUAAAAUUCAUUUGACAGAAAAGCAAGGAAAUUUUGACGUUUGGUUUGAAACUGCGCAAUAGAAUGGAGGGAGAGAAUAUACAAUUUUUUGAACAAUUUUGAUGUUUGUAAACAGUGAGGGGCAUAUUUCAGUACAAAACAGCGUCCAGUACAAGAUGCAUUUGUGUUGGUACGCAGGACAACUAAGAUACAGGCAUCUGCGUUGAUACACUGUAUUGACAAGAAGAUUACAGUAAAACAAAACUGUGCUGUUCAUAUUUUAGAUAAAAGACACUCAUAUUUUAAGAAUAUCCAGAAAAAAUCUAGUAGUUUGCUUUCAUUUUACAUCGAAGUGCUGAGUUUUCAGCACAUCGUGUUCGCUUGAUUCUUUGAAUGCGUUUGGUCUUUUAAUCAUUUAGUUUUACACGAUCCUUCACGAAGACUGGGGCUAAAAUAAAAUUUGUCAUUCGUGGAUUUCAUCCACCAAUAUUUGUGAAUUGAAAACUAUAAACCAUCAUGGAAUCUAUGGACUAUUGCGAUGAAAACGGGGAUGAUGAGUUUUCAACAAACACCGAUUACGGCGAAAAGUAUCAAUACGAUCCCAAUUUUAAGGGUCCAACGUCGCGUCGAUCACCAACGGAUGUAAAUUGGUUUGUGGGUUUUGUGGUGUUUACAGCAAUUUGGAUUACAGUUGGUGUUUGUAUUGUGUUGCACGGUCAUCAAGUCGUUCAGAAUAAUAGACAAAACGAUGGAAAAGUGGGAAUACUUAUGCAUCAGGAAACUUCAGAUGCUUUAAAAGAAACAUUAUCAUUCUCAUUGAGUUCUAUAUGCAAUGCAACGGUUAUCUGUUUAAUUUUGAUUUACUUGAUGCGAUGGAUCGCAGCUGCUGUAUUUUGGACUUUAAUUGCCUUACUGGUCGCUUAUUUCAUAAUUGUGUCAGUAAGUAUUUUUAUUCCUGGUCAUUUGAUUCCUGCCUCCAUCUUUGGAACAAUUGCAAUUGGUAUUAUUGUGACCGUUUAUGUUCAACGUGUAAAAAUUGCCGUUUCAAUAGCACUGAUCAAAGAAGGUAGCAAAGCUGUUGCUUCGUCCUAUACAACUUUAUUUUUGCCGAUAAUUCCAUUGAUUUUCCAAAUUGUCAACUUUACAUUGUUCAUAAAAGUUUGUGCGAAUAUUCAAUAUAUUGGCACACGUGAUCAGCAGAUAAUACGAGGCGCUUUGUUUUUUCUGAACAUGUUUGGAUUCCUUUGGGUUUAUUGGUUCAUUGGUACCUAUAAGAAAAUGGUACUGGCACACAUUUUCUCGUCCUGGUAUUGGACAUUGGAUAAAAAAAAUGUUCCAUAUUACACACACACCACCAGCGCUGUAGUUUCCAUCACCCGAUAUCAUCUUGGCACCAUUGCACUUGCAUCCUUUUUCAUACCAAUCAUCCGCAUAAUUUGUUACAUAUUUAGGAAAAUCAUGAAAAUUGGCAAUUAUUGCAUACGUUGUCCAAAGAUUCGCAAUGAUUGCGGGAAUGGUAUGUUUUAUUUGAAUAAAAACACAUACAUCAUGGUCGCAAAUCACGGAUAUCGAUUCUGGGAAAGUACGAUUGCUUCAUUCAAUCUGUUGCAACGAAAUAUUACCAACCUCAAACCAAACAGUAUAAAUAAUAUUACAUUUCUUCAAUUUGGCGUUUUUAACAUCGCGAUUGCUUUUGGAAUGGGCGGAUUAUUCAUGUUAUCCUUAUACUAUUCAAAGCAACAUGUGAGUUAUAGGAUGCCAUAUAAUUUUACUGUAGUUGGUUCGUUCAUCGUUGCAAACACAUUAUUCGGUAUUUAUUCCACGGCCAUUGACACCUUGUUCAUAUGUUUCUUGGAAGACAUUGAACGCAAUGAUGGAAGUGAGCUAAGGCCAUUCUACAUGUCAAAGACGCUGAUGAAAGUACUUCAUAGGAACAGUGAAAAUCUUUCGCAACCACGUUAUGAACACUUUUAAAUCUUAUAAGAGCUGUUACUGGCACCGGGGAAGUGCGGCCAGCACUUUUUUUAUAGUCAACACUUACAAGAAAACUACCCAAAUCUCCGUGGUGCCUGCUCUGAUUCUUUUCAAUGUUAUUUAUUAUCAAAGAUUUUUUGCUCAGGUCAAAUAUAUCAAUUAAAUAAUAAUAAAUCCAAUAUUGACUAAAAUGGUGUUAAAAUAUCAGAAAAACACAUUCAAAUAUUUUAAGUUCUAUAUUAAAUGUUAGUAUUUAAAGAAAAGUGAACAUGAAAUAAAGAUCUUUUUUUACUACAA